CUAGCCCUGUUUUGCAGCUGGGAAGCUGAGCCCAGAAGAGGUCAUGAAAAUGAAUAGAGGCCAGAUUCUCCGGGGCUGGAGCCGUCCAGGGGAAGAACGGAGCUUUGGUGUAAUGAGGUCACUUGUGAGCUCACAAUGCCGUUCACUUGGUGGGGCGGGGCCAAACGGGACCCCUGGGUAGAGGGCAGGGCCGAGGCAGCAUGGGCAGUGGCCUCCAGUGACCAGUCCUACCAUGGGAAACAGCAAUUCCCACAAGAGGACCAAAGCACCCAGUCAGGCCAGCAAGGACAGGCCGCCUGACAUGGACAAGGCCCGUCACAAGCAGUUCUUCAGCCACCUCAAGCGGAAGAAGCCAAGUCACAUCACUUUCCCUUUCUUUCAAUGGCGUGAGGCCCCUGACUCCGCCCGGGUGGGUGAGAACCUCCGCAUCAAGGCUGGGAAAACCAAGAUCGUACUGCUUUUCCCGCUGGACAAGCGGCAGCAGCUGGCCGAGGCAGCAGCGUGCCCCUGUGCGCGGCCCGGGCGGCCGGUUGAGGAUGCGCUCGGCGCCCCAACAUGCUUCCCAGCGGUGGCCCCCAUGCUGCGUGGCGCAGGCGACGGCGUGGACAGGCGCGAAGGCGCUCGCUCCGGGGAGAUGAAAAGGAUCCUGGUGCUGUUGCUGCAGCUGGAAGCACGGCUGCAGGAGGAAGGGCGUCGCGCGACUGGCGGGCGGGGGGGCGGGGCCAAGGCCCAGCAGGGCUGGCAGCCGCUGUACGCGCGUCUGCUCACCCACCACGAGGUCUGCAGCGAAGGCGACCCCCGCGAGGAGCAGCCGCGCAAGCGGCGCCGCUGCCCUCGCCCGCGGCCCUGAGUGCUUGGCACGGCUCCUCCGCGCUAGGACUCCGCUCAAUAAAGAGCACGUAGCAACCUGGGCGUCUUCCACUUCUGUCCCUGCUGAGGCCCCCCGGUGAGUAAGAAUGAAGCAGAGCCAUCACCACGACCUGGAGCUAGAGCUGCGCCUAACCUAUCUUUGUGGCACAAAAGUCAGCUCAUGCCAUACCCACAGGCUCAAGUUGGGCUUGAGCAAUCUAUACUUGGCUACGCUUGGGAUAACCUGUUUUCACCAAAGGCUUGAGGUUUUCUAGAGUCCUCAACGUUCAGAAAUCCCUCAUAGGCGGAGGGAGGGUCCCAGGCUCCUAGCAGACAUCAUAUCAGGAAGAACAGAGAGGCUGGCCAGCCAUGGUGGUGUGGAACUACAGAGUCCACCUAUGGCAAAACACUCAAGAAGGGUUUGAGAGCUGGGCAGUGGUGGCGCACGCCUUUAAUCCCAGCAUUCGGGAGGCAGAGGCAGGCGGAUCUCUGCGAGUUCGGGACCAGCCUGGUCUACAAGAGUUAGUUCUAGAAUAGGCUUCAAAGCUACAGAGAAACCUUGUCUCGAAAAACAAAACACAAAAGAAAAAAGGCUUGAGCCUCUCUGGUCUGUCUCCUGCCUGCGAGUGAUCAGUAACUCCCAAGCUUUUAAUUCCCCAAAUUUUCAGGUC
Molecule: messenger RNA, 1520 nt
Organism: Microtus oregoni (creeping vole)
Lineage: Eukaryota; Metazoa; Chordata; Mammalia; Rodentia; Cricetidae
Gene: CUNH20orf144
Product: chromosome unknown C20orf144 homolog
Exons: 3
Coding region: 233-850 (205 amino acids)
Source: RefSeq, a predicted model, not a curated record